CAUUAUCAGUUUCAUAGUAUUCGAGUAUUAUUUGACGUUUACCAUGCGUAAUAUUGGACAGAUCCUUUAAUCCAUCUGCACCACCCGUCGCCGAUCCCCACCAACUCCGAUGUCCGCCGUUCUCCGCCAACCAACUUGCAGAAACACCGAUCGCCGCCGCCUGUUGAUUAUCGCAACCUUACCCUCCAAUCUCCAUCCAUCCUCUCCGGUACCUCUUUCCCCCAAUUAUUCUGUAGUUUCCAAUUGUAUAUAUGGGUUUGUAUCUAGUAAUCAGGUUAAAUACCCUUAACCCACCUAUCAAGUUCCCCAUUCUUCAAUGUGUAUCAAUAGUUUCUCGUUGAAUAGGGUUUUUCGAUGUGAUCAUUAUUUAUCGAAUUGUGUCAAUUGUGUAAUUCUUAUCAUUCGGUAUGCUAAUCUCGAAUUAUCGAAUACUAUUGAUAAUCAUAGCUCCUGUUCUUAGCUUCUUCCCAUUUUAGAAUUAGGGUUCAUACUUGAUACUUCCUACCCGAGAUUAUUCUUUCUAUGGAUCAUGUUCCUGUCGAAGUAAUCGGCAACAUACUCUCCCGUCUCGGGGCAGCCAGAGACGUCGUAAUUGCUUCAACGACAUGUAAAAAAUGGCGAGAAGCUUGUCACCGGCAUCUCCAUAUGCUCUCCUUCAACUCCGACGACUGGCCUGUUUUCCGUGAUCUCACAACCAGUAGACUCGAAAUACUAAUCACCCAAACCAUCUUCCAAACCAAAGGAUUACAAGGUCUCUCCAUUUUAAUGGACGACGUCGACGAAUUUUCAGCUUCUGCCGUCAUCGGGUGGCUGAUGUACACAAGAGAAACAUUGCGUUGCCUCUUUUACAACGUCCGUACAACUCCAAAUGUAAACAUUCUCGACAUUUGUGGUCGACAAAAGCUCGAACUGUUAGCUCUAGCUCAUAAUUCAAUCACUGGGGUUGAACCAAAUUACCAAAGAUUCCUUUUUCUGAAAUCCCUUUCUCUAAGUUACGUCAGUAUUUCAUCAUUAGAUCUGAAUCUACUCCUCACAGCUUGCCCCAAGAUCGAGUUUUUAGGGCUCAUAAGUCCAGAAAUCGCCAUCACCGAUGCUCAAGUAACAGUCGAAUUGACGAGUCAGACAUUGAAGAAAGUUUACGUGAAAGCCAUAAGUUUAGACAAAUUCAGUCUAGAAGCCGACACCCUGGAGAAAAUACACCUCGAAGAUUGCGCAUUUGAGCUUUUUGAGCUUUCUGGAAAGGGAACUUUAAAGCAAUUCAGAAUGCACGAUGUAAGUAUCUUCCAUCUCGACAUUUUCGAUCCUGUGGAUGACCUUGAAGUAGUCGACGUCAGCAAUUUCACAGUAAUUUGGUCAAAAUUCUACCAAAUAAUCUCAAAAUGUUCAAAAUUGAAAACCCUUCGUCUCUGGAACGUGGUAUUUGAUGAUGAAGUUGAGUUUGUUGAUUUGGAGUCGAUUGCUGUGUGUUUUCCGGAUUUGAGGUAUCUUGCAUUGAGUUAUGAUUUGAGAGAUGAUUUGAAAGAAGGUGUUCUUCAUUAUAGCUUGCAGGGUGAAUCUGCAUUUGAGAAUGUGAGUGUUUUGGAUCUUGGAUGGAUGAUUCUUGAUGAACAUUUUGUGGAUUGGGUUGAGUGUUUGCUUAGAAGAUGUGGGAGAUUGAAGAAGUUGAUUAUUCAUGGAGUUGUUUCAGAGUCUAAAACACAUGUAGAGUGUCAUAUGUUGGCAAGUUUUACUUCUUCCAUUGUUCAACUUAUGAGAAAAUACAUUCAUGUUGAUGUUCAGUUUGUAUAUGAAUAAUUUUUUUUACCAAAGAGCCCCUUGUUUGUGCUAUUA
Molecule: messenger RNA, 1830 nt
Organism: Lactuca sativa (garden lettuce)
Lineage: Eukaryota; Viridiplantae; Streptophyta; Magnoliopsida; Asterales; Asteraceae
Product: F-box/LRR-repeat protein At1g67190
Molecular function (GO): protein binding
Source: RefSeq, a predicted model, not a curated record